Messenger RNA from Sinocyclocheilus grahami, 2070 nucleotides. RefSeq names its product kinesin-like protein KIF1C. NCBI's taxonomy places the organism in Eukaryota, Metazoa, Chordata, Actinopteri, Cypriniformes, Cyprinidae. Gene Ontology annotation, biological process: microtubule-based movement. Gene Ontology annotation, molecular function: microtubule binding; ATP binding; microtubule motor activity. The transcript is spliced from 16 exons. Bases 385 to 2070 code for a protein of 561 amino acids. The record is from RefSeq and is a predicted model, not a curated record.
CUCCGCCCGGUGUCCGGUUCGCCGUCGUGACGUCACUCGCUGGACCGUCGGGGCGGGGGCGCGCGCAGACACCGCGGCCAGCGGCGACUUUUUGCUCUUUAUUUUUCCUUUUCUUCUCCCUAAAAACACCCUCAUCGGCCCCAAAACACGCCGAGCGAGCCUCCGGCGGCCGAGGAGCUCCGUCACCGACAGCACCGGGCGAUCGGGCGCACUUUCUCUCCGCGGCUCCGGCACUCACCCGCGCGGAUAACGGAGAAAUAACGUCAAAUUCCGUCAAAGUCUGCGUGUAAAUAUAGAGUGAAAGUCGGAGAGCCGCAGCGCCCCCGCCCGAGUCCUCCGGUAAACUCACGGUAAACUCACCGGAGGAUCGGCACUCGGUGAAGGAUGGCCGCCUCAGUGAAGGUAGCAGUGAGAGUUCGGCCCUUUAACUCCCGCGAAACCAGCCGAGAUGCUAAAUGUGUCAUUCAGAUGCAGGGAAGCUCCACCUGCAUCUGGAACCCAAAACAGCCCAAAGAAGCAGCCAAGAACUUCAGCUUUGAUUAUUCGUACUGGUCUCACAGCUCGGAGGACGACCCAGCGUUCACGUCCCAGCGGCAGGUGUAUCUGGACAUCGGCGAGGAGAUGCUGCUUCACGCCUUUGAGGGCUACAACGUCUGUAUAUUCGCCUACGGUCAGACCGGAGCCGGGAAAUCCUACACCAUGAUGGGAAAACAAGAGCCUGGACAACAAGGCAUCAUUCCACAGAUGUGUGAAGAUCUGUUCAAGCGCACCAGCGAAAACACGGAUCCUGAUCUUUCCUACUCCGUAGAGGUGCUGCUUCACACUCCGCACAUCACCGAAACACACAUGACGGUGGCAGCGACAAACAUGAACGAGACCAGCAGCCGAUCACACGCCGUCUUCACCAUCGUCUUCACCCAGCGCCGCCGAGAUCAGCUGACCAGCCUCGACACAGAGAAGGUCAGUAAGGUGAGUCUGGUGGAUCUGGCAGGCAGUGAGCGAGCGGAUUCAUCCGGAGCCAAAGGCAUGAGAUUAAAGGAAGGUGCAAAUAUCAAUAAAUCUCUCACCACGCUGGGGAAAGUCAUCUCCGCUCUGGCUGAAAUGCAAAACAGCAAAAGAAGGAAAAGUGAGUUCAUCCCGUACAGAGACUCAGUGCUCACCUGGAUACUGAAGGAGAACCUGGGUGGUAAUUCUCGUACGGCUAUGAUCGCUGCUCUCAGUCCUGCAGAUAUUAAUUAUGAGGAAACACUCAGCACUCUCAGAUAUGCUGACCGUGCGAAGCAGAUCCGCUGUAAUGCUGUAAUUAAUGAGGAUCCAAAUGCUCGUCUGAUCAGAGAACUGAAGGAGGAAGUGAACCGACUCAGAGAGCUGCUGCUGUCACAAGGACUGAGCCGGCUGAUGACUGCUCCAGCUGCUGAAGUAAAUAAUAACCGUGUGGGCGUCGCUCUAAUGCCUGCUGACCCUGCCUCCAAUGGAGCUCCGCCCACAUCUGCACCUGUCCUGGGAGAAGGCCCUGCCUCUGAGAGUGACCCCGCCUCUCUGGAUGGCCACGGCCAAUUAGAAGAGUUUCAGGGCGAGAUGAUAACCAAUGAGGAAGCAGUGGAGAGACUGAAGGAAACAGCGAAGAUCAUCGCUGAGCUGAAUGAGACGUGGGAGGAGAAGCUGAGGAAGACCGAGUCGAUCCGACUGGAGAGGGAGUCGAUUCUGGCGGAGAUGGGAGUGUCUAUUAAAGAGGAUGGAGGAACUGUCGGAGUGUUUUCACCUAAAGGGGUCUGUAUACACACUGCUGAAGUCAAUAAUAACCAUGUGGGCGUCACUCUAAUGCCUGCUGACCCCGCCUCCAAUGGAGCUCCGCCCACAUCUGCACCUGUCCUGGGAGAAGGCCCUGCCUCUGAGAGUGACCCCGCCUCUCUGGAUGGCCACGGCCAAUUAGAAGAGUUUCAGGGCGAGAUGAUAACCAAUGAGGAAGCAGUGGAGAGACUGAAGGAAACAGAGAAGAUCAUCGCUGAGCUGAAUGAGACGUGGGAGGAGAAGCUGAGGAAGACCGAGUCUAUACGCCUGGAGAGGUAA